UAGCCAUCUAGUUGCCUGAUUUUGAUACACUGACAACAAAUUGGCCAGUUCUGUGUAAUAAACGUACAACGUAUUUUACUUCUUUAUAAAUCCUUGCUUCGAAACUUUGCAUUGUUCAUAUUAACAAUAAUAAAAGUUAAAAUCAAUGAUGAUCAGAAUCUCUGAGUUGCAAUCUAUAUGUUACAAUUUGUAAACUUUACGACUAGUUAAAGGCUAUACAGGUGGUCUCCUACCACCAGUUACCUUUUCAAAAUGUAGUGUCACACAACCACAUCAAUGUUAUGUUUUUUUUUAUAAAUGAAGGUCAGGGUGCAUAGGUCAGGUACUGUAAACAUGUUGGCCUCUGUGAUUCUGCUAUGUAUAUGCAUUUCUAUCUUCUUUUUUCUCAUCAGAACCCACCGCCCCCAAAAACUUCCCACCUGGGCCACAACUCUUCCUGAUAUUUGGCAACCUGCUACAGCUUAAUCUGGAAAAUCCCAUGCCUGAUUUUGACAGAAAUUCGUCUUUCAAAGCCUAAAGUGAACGGCCGGUUUGGACUACAGCCCUCUACUUCCUGCUUUAAUGACGUCAGUAGAACAGUUUUUUGACUAAACUCCGCACCCAGGAAUACGUCAGUCACCAGCUAAGCUAACGGCAAGCUAAGCUGCUGUCAAAUCACAACACACUAAAUCUUCAAAUGUCCCCUUUAAAUAAUUUAGGUCAAGGGGGUUUGUCUGACAAAAAAGUAUGAAAAUCCCUGCAGUAUACAAUACAAAACUUUUUUUCUGACUUCUUUCUCACAGGGAACGCUCAUCAUUCCCAACCUCUCCUCUGUGCUGUAUGAGAAGGACAAGUGGAAGUUUCCUCAUGAGCUUAAUCCAGUCAACUUCAUGAAUGAUCACUACCAGUAUUAGAAGCCUGACACCUUUAUGCCUUUUUCGGUCCCCGCACUUGUCUCAGGGAGGGUCUGGCUAGGAUAGGGCGCUUCUUAUUUUUGGUCUCGAGGGCUGCGUCGGUUUUGAGUUCAUCUGGCCUGAGGAUGCAGGAGAACCAGACUUCACCCCUGUUUUUUGAGUGACUCAAGCACAUAGACCAUACAGGAUGUCUGUGAAGCUUUGAGAGACUAUGAAUUAAUAAAAACAUUGUUUUGACUAACAUCUGUGAAUUCAGAUUUAUAAACUAAUUUAUUGCUUGCACACACAAUGGAUUUUCCUUAGUAAUUAAAAUUUGAUUAAGACACAUAAUAGGCAACACUUUAGGUUGUAUUUGUUAUCAUUAUUGAAUGCAUUGGCUAAUAAUGAACAAUAUUGUUUCUCAGCAUUUAUUAACUUUAGCUAAUUUUAGUUUAUUGUGUGUUACCUAAUGCAUUAACUAAUGUUAACAAAUUCAUCCUUAUUGUAAAGUGUCACUUUUAUUAAAAGGAAAUAUUUAAAAAAAAAUAUUAUAUUUAUAUUUAAAGGAACGAUGUAAACCUGGGCAUAUGUGUGAUGCAAUGUGGCAAACAAGUGACAAUAUAUACAAUAGAUAUGACAUUAUUAUUGACUUAUUAAAAUGAUUUAUUUUAGAUGAUGCAUAAACAUCUUCAAUAAUAAAAACCUAUUGAUAAGGUUUAAAUUUUGUGCUGUACAUUUAAUAUCUAUAGGCUACACACACACACACCAUAAAAACUUCAGUCUCAAUAAAUUUGAAAAAUACUGGUUAAUAGCUUUUAGGGGCUUUAAAGAAAGAGGCAGGGUAAGAAAGUUCAACUGUUUGAUAGAAAAAUAGUAUAUAAUAAUAUAAUUUAUAAAACAUUAAUAAAAUAACAUAUUCAGUAAAUUUAAACAAAAUAUAAAUUGAUGUAGACUUAUUACAUUUUAAUUUAAAGUAACUCUCCAGUAGGCGGCGCUAAUGCGCUUUGUUAUUUUUCAUUCAGCAAAUUUACAUCAAGAAGAAGACGCGAGCAGUGCUGCUCACAUGCAGGCUUCUGUGAUCGUUACUGUAUUUUUUGUGAUCAUACAUUUUUAUUUAAACGUUUUGUUAUUUAUAUCGCAUUGACAUUUUCUUCUUUUUGAAGAAAAGAUGGCGACAAAUGCAAAAAGGGCUAAGAUAACGUUAGAUGGUAAGACUGAUGCGUUUGAUCCACUGAAGAUUUUCUUGUCAUGGUGUAAUAGUGUGAAUCUGACUCUCAGUGAUAAGGUCUGCUUAAGUAAAGAUGGUACAGUUGCGGAGUAUGGCAUGCUUGCCAAAGAGGACAUUGAAGAGGGACACAUUUUAUUCUCAAUACCCAGAGAGACUCUUCUUCAUCAGGGCACCACUGAGAUCAAAAAGGUGCUUGAAGAUGGUAUGAAAUCUUUAGAGAGUGGAUCGGGCUGGGUUCCUCUUCUUCUGGCCCUCCUUUAUGAGUACACGUCUCCACACUCGCACUGGAAGCCGUACCUGUCCCUCUGGCCUGACUUUAGUACACUGGAUCAUCCCAUGUUCUGGUCUGAAGAGGAGCGGGAUAAACUUCUGAAAGGCACAGGAAUUCCUGAGGCUGUCAAAAGUGAUCUGGAAAAACUUCACGCUGAAUAUAAUAACAUCGUCCUUCCGUUUAUGAAGUCUCAUCUUGAUCUGUGGGAUCCUGAGAAGCACAACCUGGAGCUCUAUAAGAGAUUGGUAGCUUUUGUGAUGGCCUACAGUUUUCAGGAGCCUGUAGAUGACAAUGAUGAAGAUGAUGAUGAGAAAGCACCCAGUCCUCCGAUGAUGGUGCCCAUGGCUGACAUGCUGAAUCACAUCUCUAAGCACAAUGCCAAUCUGGAAUAUACACCUGAUUUUUUGAAGAUGGUCGCUGUACGACGGAUUGAAAAGGGAGAGGAGAUUUUUAAUACCUACGGUCAGAUGGCAAACUGGCAGCUCUUGCACAUGUAUGGCUUUUCAGAGCCAUUUCCAACUAACGUCAAUGACACCGCUGAUGUUCAGAUGUCCAGCGUGUAUGAAGCAGCAAUGCAAGUGACACAAAGCAAAACGGACAAACAACUGUUAUCGGACAAGUGGAAGAUGUUGGGUGAGAUGGAGAUUGUGGGGGAGAAAGGGGUUUUUAUCUUUGGCCAAUCAGGUUCUCUCACCUACAGUGAACUCUACACAACACUCAAGGUCCUAUGCAUGUCGCCGCAAGAGUUCGAGGAGUUCCGUGAAAACGAAGGUUGGGAGGACGAUGAAGGUGAUGAAGAUGAUAAAAUGGAGCAGGCUUUGAGUUUCGAGAGACUGACGGAGUUGAAGACGGAGUGGAAACGGCUCUUACACGCAGCGGCGAGACUAACACUGAACUCUUAUUCUGAGGAUGUGGAAACUGACAGACGAAUGUUGGAGGAUCAGGAAGCUCUGGCUAAACUCGGCAGCAGAGAGAGAAGAGCCCUGCACGUGCGGUACGGUCAGAAGAGCGUCCUACAGCAUCUGGAGCAGCUCACCAAACCCAAAGACUAACUAAAUAUAGACCGUUUCAAAAGAUGUAAACAGCACUGGUCCAGAAACACUUCCUGUUACAGUUUGUGACAGUUUUUAUUUAUUUCACAUAUCAUUAUCUUUAAGAUGUUUGUUUAACUUCAGUUAAUUCAGUUCUAUAUGUUCUGUUGGUUGUAUUUUAUCCCAACAUUUAUCUAGUGUUAAAAAACUGAAACAGGAAGUGCUUCUGGACAAGUGUUGUUUACAUAUUUUGAAAUGGUCUAUAUUAAAAUCAUUCAAGUGCAUACUGGGAAAUGCUCUAUUAUUGUGAAGACAACAAAAUCUAUAUGGUGGAAAUUUGUAAACUCUGCAUUUUUUUUGUCUUUUUUUCUUAAUUUUGUACAGUCUAUUAGGAGCAUCAAAGUUUAAUUUUGCUCAUUGAUUUCAAUCUUUGACAUGACCUUACUCAAUCAGUCAAUAUUAAAGAUAUCAUGGUUAUAUUUUCACACAAUGUUCUUUACAUUAUAUAAUACAUUACAUUAUAUGAUCUGAAAAGCUCUGUGUCCCUGAUUGGUCAGAUUCAAUAGGAAAGCCGCCCUUUCGUAUCAAAAGUUACAUCCAGUCAUAAAUAACAUGUCUGCUUAUUAAUAUGUCAAUCGGCUUAAUAAAUAAAUACGAUGGCAAUUUAUCAGUCAAAUCUCACAGUACUUUGAUGUCAUAUGACAAUCGCUCUGUAUACGAUUGAACGCGCUUAACAAUGUGCGCCUUAAUAUAAUGGGU
This is a messenger RNA of Paramisgurnus dabryanus, 4161 nucleotides long. Lineage: Eukaryota; Metazoa; Chordata; Actinopteri; Cypriniformes; Cobitidae. The record is from RefSeq and is a predicted model, not a curated record.